AUGUUGCCAAGGGAGCUGCCUCCAGCAAACGCUGAGGAAGUGUGCGCCUGCACCCUGCCCGUGGCAGCUGCAUCCGUUGCCCUGUCGUCAGAUGAGGAGCUCCUUGCGGCCUGGGACAGCAAAAUGAUCUAUGUCUGGUCCCUUAGCAUGCUGAUCAACAAACGAGACACGAUGCCGCUCACAGAAUGGCUGGUUCCCGAUGGAACCCCAGUGAAGCAGCUCGCUUGGAGGCCGCUUCAGGCGCCUGAUGCAGUGCCAGAAGCUGCAGUGGUGACGAUGAGGGGCAAGCUUCUAAGGGGCAGCCUGGGAGGACGACUGCAGGCGCUGCCAGACGUUGCUGCAGGCGUGGUGUCCUGCGUCGCCUGGUCGGCCGAUGGUCAGCUGCUGGCGCUCGCAUCAGCAAACUGCAUCACGGUGCAGCAUGUGGAGUCAGGCCGGCACUUCCGCACAGAGUUUGACUCGAAGGAGGCCAAAGAUGCCGAUGGCAGUGUGACUGUGGACACGCUGGCCUGGUCUGGGCCUAAUUCCCUGCUUGUGUCAGCCAAUCUGCACCCCAAUGAAGACCUGGAGGCUGAAAUGGACAUUGCACCUCUAGCGUUGGUGCGCUGGGCGGCGUGGGAUGUCCAUGCAGGGGCAGACCCAGAGGAGCUGCAGCUCACAGAGUUCAUCCCGCCGCCCAUCAAUCCAGAUGCAGCUGCGCGUGACUCUGGCCCAUACGCCCGCAUCGCCCUGGUUCCUGCCUGGGGCGCCAUUGUGGUCGCCCACAGCAAAGCAAGCGACGACCACAUCAGGCUGUUUGAACAUGUUCCCGGCGGGGAAGCCAAGGGUGUAGAUGUGACGGAGGACUGGAGCGCAAUCAGGAUUCCCACAGCAAUGGACUACAAUGACAAUUAUGUCACGGGCUUGGGUAUAGAUUUCACAAGCACAGAAGUAGAGGUGAUGCCACCUGAUCCGGAGGCCUCAGCGCUGGCGCCUUCCCCAGUGCUCCUGGUGGCCACAUCCGAUGGCGCCCUUCGUCUGUUCACCUUUGCCCACAUGACCAAGCCCACUGAGGGAAUCGUGGCACCCGCGCGCCCCUACUCUGACACCCUCCCUCCCAUGGCAUCCGAGGAGCAGGCAGAGCAGUCAGAGAUGACGCAAGAGCAGACACAGGACACCGCAGCAGCUGCCCCGCUGCCAUCUGACAAUGAAGAAGAAGAAGAAGAUGAAGAGGAGGAGGAGGUAGAAUCGGUCAGUGCCAGGCAGGCAGGAGAGACAGAGCCGGCAGCAGCCGCCCCCAGCAGCAGGCCAGUGAAGGCACAGGAGGCUAAAGCCGCAGCCACCGCACUCCCACUCAGCAGCGACGAGGACGACAGCUCCUCAUCAGAGAGGGGCCCGGAGACCAGCAGCAGCAGCUCGGCCCCUGCGGCCAGGGCGGCUAGAGCAGCGCUGCUGUCCAACGACUCAGACCUGGAAGAUGACGCUGACAGCCUGGCCUCCCAAGGCGCCAGCUUUGACGGCGGGGAGCGGCCCAGCAUCAGCCGCCUGGACCUAGCGCAGCAGUCAGACGAGGACGAUGGCGCGGAGAGCAGGGCCCCACUGGGACCCAUGACUGGCCGCAAGCUUGACUUUGGCGGAGAAGCUGAGGCCCCCCAAAAGACGCAGCAGCCGCUAGCUCCGAGCAUUUUUGGCCAGAGUCAGGCAACGCCGUCGCUCUUUGGAGCACCCUCAGCGCCGCCCUCAACUUCGGCGCCUUCCACCUCUGCUGUGCCCAUUGCCAGCAUCCCCAACAGCUUCAGCUUUGGCAGCCUGCCAGCAUUCUCAUCCGCCUCAGCUGGCGCCUUCGGCCUUGGAAAACAGACGGCGACCACAGGGGCUGCCUCGUUUGAGACAGCUUUGGACGGGACAGCCAUUGUGAGUGCGCCGAGAGCAGAAACCCCAUCAAACCUGGGCAUCUUUGGGACAUCUACGUCUCCAUUUGGUGGAACAUCCAGCUCAGCAUUUGGAGCUGCCUCUGGGACAAUGCCGAAAAUGCAGGGCUCCCAAGCUCUGCCCCCUCAGCCGCCGCAGUCUGCAGCUCAGAAGGCGAUAGCCAAGGCGAGGGAGGCCAGCGAGGCAGCCGCACUCUCGAAAGCUGAGGCAACACCCUUUCCCCCACCUGCACUUCCCAGUGCAACGCCGCAGCCUUCCUUGCAGCCAGCAGCGCCGGAGCGCAGCGCUUUCACGGCACCUGCUGCCACAGCAUCAGCACCGCGCAGCUCGCAGCAGCAGCGCGCAGUGAUUCCUGUCCGCCAAAAGCCGCCAGCACCCGUGGCCAGGCUGAAAGGAGAGAGCAAGGAGUUGGCGGCCAUGGAGGGGGAUUUCCUGAAGACCCUGGCGGAAUCCAGGGAGAUGGAGCACGCAUUCUCCGAGGCAAUGGCCAGGUCGGAGGGGGAUAAGGCCAGCGGCCCUGGCACACGCCUGGGCUUCCACAGCCUGCAGGAGAGGACGGACGCUCUCAAGCGCUCUGUGGCAGACAUCCUUGACAGCCUGGCCACUGAGAGGCGGCGCUUUGGCGAGCUGCACAAUGGCUGGAGGGAAGACAGGGCGCGGGCAGAGGCGCUGCUGUAUUUCAAUGGCAAGCACAGCGAGCGCGCAUCAGCAAAUGGCGACGUAGAUGACGACGAUGCGUUGGACCCUGCCCUGCAAGACCUGGCAACCUCCAUUGACACCCAGCUGCAGGCGCUGCAGAAGCCAUCCUGCCAGCUCAACGACUGCCUCAAGGCCCUGGAGGAGAGGUUGAGCCUGCGGCAGUCAGGCGCUGGCAGUGCCCCACGCGCAUCGGCACAACAGCUCUACAAUGCAGUGAAUGCCCAGACGGCUGUUGCCAGUGCACAGCUGGAAAGGCUGGAGAUGCUGUGGCAGAAGCUGCAUGACAUGGGCAUCAGCGGGGAGGACGAUGGCGAGGAGGGCGGCAGUGGGGGCCCACCAUCAUUCCCCUACAUCAGCGCGAUCAGUGCAAGCCGGCCCUCGCCGACGUGGCAGCAGGUGCGCAAGAGUCCGCUGGGCAGGCCAAAGCCGCGUAGGCCAGCACUCUUGUCGCCCCUGAGCAGCCUUGCAGCACCUGCAGAGUCGCCCUGGGCGAGCACCUCUGCCGGCUCCCUGCGCCGCCUGCUCCUUGAGAAGGUAUCAAUUGAAGGCGGCGGUGUGCGGCUCACCAGGAUGAGCGGCACAGACUUCUUGCGGCCACCACGGGCCAACGGUCAGGAUGCCACUGAAUGGAGCACCCCAACAAAGGACGUGUUUACCAGCCAGCAACCGCCUGCUGUCGAGCCUGCCAAGCCCGCACCGUUGGCAUCUCCGUUUACGUCCUCUAUACAGCCUGAUGUCGGAGCAGUCACAUUCAAAGCGCCGACUCUACCGAGCUUUGGGCAAAGUGCAGGCUUGACAAGAGCUGGGUCAUCUGCCGCUGUGCUGGACAGGAUCCAGCCGCAGGCAGCUCCAAUGCACCAGUGGAACCCGGGCCACCGAGCGCGGCAGCCAUCCAUCUCUCCGGCGGGCAAUGCUGCGGAAGCAAGGGGGCAGCUGGCCAGGAAGGAGUCGACAGCAAGCGCUGACUCAUCAGGAAGCACGUCCAAUGCACUGCUGCGCACAAAGCAUGCGCGGCCCAGUAGCACGCCAGACUUUGCUCAGGGGCCUUCAAAGGGCAACGGGAGGCCGUUCCAGAGGCAAGCCUCGGGUAUGGGCCUUGCGAGGGCAGGAUCUGCUGCGCUGGGGCCUGCAGAGCCAGCUGACUCGUCGGACAGUGCCGCAGGGUCCACAAACAGAGGCCCGACUCUCCGAAGCGCACCACCGCCCUCUAUGCAGGCCUCCAUACCAGAAGAUGCUGUGCCAACCCCCUCGGCAGCCAAGAUGCCGCCAGUACCGACCAAGGCCGCGCUGGCAGCCGCUCACGCGCAUGGGCAAGCUGCGCUGCAAAAGGCGGCCCCUUCGCCGGCCGCAAGAAUGCCGCCCGUGCCCAGCAGAGCAGCGGUGGCAGCUGCACAGGCCCAGGGACAGGCUGCACUGCGCGCAAGUGGCGCAACACCUGUCGCCAAGACGCCUCCGGUCCCCGACAGGGCUACUGUGGCCGCGGCGCAAGCAAAGGGGCAGGCGGCUCUGCAGCAGAGUGCACCAGCGCCACCCGCUGCCAAAGUUCCCCCCGUGCCGAGCAAGGCUGCGGUGGCGGCUGCUCAGGCGCAGGGGCAAGCGGCUCUGCAGAAGAAGACAGCGGCGGCCGCACCCGCGGCAAAAAUGCCUCCCGUGCCCAGCAAAGCCGCGAUGGCCGCCGCGCAUGCGCAGGCACAGGCGGCGCUGCAGAAGCCCACCCCUGCCGCACCGAGCGCCAAGACAAGCGCAGCCACGGCGUCAAUAUCAAGCCCAUUCGCACCUCCCUCCGCGUCGGCAGCGCCUGCCGCGAGCCCAGCGCAGCCGGUGUUCAACUUUGCCAAGCUGACCACCGGCGAUGCAGCCUCCCCUGCAGUGAGCCAGCCUGUUGUCUCCACCGCACAGCCGUCAGUUGCCUUCUCCUUUGCGUCCGCCAUGUCAGCAUCCAUGGGUGCGACAGGCACAACCACAGCUGCCGGCCAGACUACCUCACUCUUUGGCUCCAUGCAGGCGUCAUCCCAACCUGCAGGGUCCAGCCCAGCAGCAUCCCAGCCACUGUUUGGCUCAUCUGGCGUGCCGUCCCCUGUGACAUCGUUUUCACAGCCUCUCGCCUCAGCGCCAGCACCGAGCAUCAGCUUUGGAGCUCCAUCAGCAGCCAACUUUGGAUCCACGGCAGCUUCCGCAGCACCUUCCUCUACCUUUGGGGGCUUUGGUCAGCAGGCUGCCACACCCAGCAGCCCUUUGACAUCCACCUUUGGGAGCCAGGCGCCAUCACCGUCCACGUCAGCUUUUGGCACGCUGUCCUUUGGGACGGCAGCUUCCCAGCCAGCAUCCUCCCCGGCAGCACUGACUUCAGGUUUCAGCGCCUUUGGCGGCCUAGGCCAGCCGACACCAGCCAGCACACCGGCCGCCUCCCCCUUUGGCAAAGGGAUCUCAUUUGGCACACCAGUUGCGUCGUCAGCCCCAAGCCCCUUCGGCAGCUUUGGGCAGCCCUCUAGCGGCGGAGCAGCAACGGGAUUUGCCGGAUUUAGUCAGUCGUCGCCUGCCUUCGGCCAGCCGCAGAGUCCCAUUAGCUCGGCCGCGCCCAGCAGCGGCGCCUUCUCAGGCGGCUUUGGGCAGAGCUCGGGCUUUGGGCAGGCGGCGGGCGGCGGCUUUGGGCAGCCCUCUCCCCUGGGCGGCGCUUUUGGGCAGCUUACCAAGCCAGGUUUCGGACAAGCGGCGGCGGCAUCUCCGGCAUUUGGCGCACCAGCGAUGCCCGGGUUUGGGGCUCCGGCAACACCAGGCUUCGGGUCGCCUGCAGCGCCUUCCCCGCCCUUCGGCAGCGCCACUGGCAGCAACGCCUUUGGCGCGGCGGCCGCCCAAGGAAGUGGGUUUGCACCGUUUGCUUCCAUGGCCGGGCAGCCCAGCGCAUUCAAUGCAGCUGCCCAGGCGGGCGGCGGCUUCGGGGCAGCUGCGCAGCAGGGAGGUGGCUUUGGUGGCUUUGGCGGGGGGUCCGGCUUUGGCGCUCUUGGCGGUGCAGCAUCCUCUCCGGCAGCAGCCCCGGGCAACAGUGACAUGUGGCAGAUGCGCAAGUGA
Molecule: messenger RNA, 5679 nt
Organism: Coccomyxa subellipsoidea C-169
Lineage: Eukaryota; Viridiplantae; Chlorophyta; Trebouxiophyceae; Coccomyxaceae
Exons: 25
Coding region: 1-5679 (1892 amino acids)
Biological process (GO): RNA export from nucleus
Molecular function (GO): structural constituent of nuclear pore; protein binding
Source: RefSeq, a predicted model, not a curated record